CGCGACUGCUCCUUCCAGCCUCUUGGGACUCGGCUCGCGUUUACCACUGAGCUGCUGGCACAGGUUGUCAGGCGAUGCGACUCGGCUGCUUUCCACGAGGAACUUAACCCGUCGCACCUGCCGCCCGGAUGGGACCGCCAGAGAGCUUUCAAAUCUUGAGUGAAAAUUGAAUUGCUGAGGAAUUUGGGAAGAGAAAACCUGAAGUUCCCAGUCCAUGGAUCCCUUGGGUGCACCUUCUCAGUUUGUGGAUGUGGAUACACUGCCAAGCUGGGGCAGCUCAUGUGACGAUCAGUUAAAUGCUUCCAAUACAGCAGCUGACACGUAUCAUGAAGAGACUAUUAGAUCACCUUUUCUUUAUAAUAAGGAUAUCAAUGGAAAAGUGUUCUUUGGUAAUUCCUUGAAAGGAGAUGUUGCACUGCUGAACUGUACAGCUAUUGUGAAUACUAGCAAUGAAAGUCUUACAGAUAAGAAUCCUGUGUCAGAAAGUAUCUUCAUGCUUGCAGGGCCUGAUUUGAAGGAGGACCUCCAGAAACUUAAAGGUUGCCGGACAGGUGAAGCAAAAUUGACAAAAGGAUUUAAUCUAGCUGCAAGGUUCAUCAUUCACACAGUAGGACCUAAAUAUAAGAGCCGCUAUCGCACCGCCGCUGAGAGUUCCCUGUACAGCUGCUACAGAAAUGUACUUCAGCUGGCAAAGGAACAGUCAAUGUCUUCUGUUGGAUUCUGUGUCAUCAAUUCUGCAAAACGAGGUUAUCCUUUAGAGGAUGCAACACACAUAGCACUUCGCACUGUAAGACGCUUCCUUGAAAUUCAUGGAGAGACUAUUGAAAAAGUAGUAUUUGCUGUCUCUGAACUUGAAGAGGCUACUUACCGAAAGCUGCUCCCUCUGUACUUCCCAAGGUCGUUAAAGGAGGAGAGUCGCUCAUUGCCAUUCCUACCUGCAGAUAUUGGAAAUGCAGAAGGGGAGCCUGUGGUCCCUGAACGGCAGAUUCGAAUAAGUGAAAAACCCGGCGCCCCAGAGGACAACCAAGAAGAGGAGGAUGAAGGCUUGGGAGUUGAUCUUUCUUUUAUUGGCUCUCAUGCUUUUGCUCGGAUGGAAGGAGAUAUUGAUAAACAAAGAAGACUGAUCCUUCAAGGACAGUUAUCAGAGGCAGCCCUGCAGAAGCAACAUCAGAGAAAUUAUAAUCGCUGGUUAUGUCAAGCAAGAUCUGAGGAUUUAUCUGAUAUUGCUUCUCUAAAAGCCUUAUACCAAACAGGUGUCGAUAACUGUGGUCGCACAGUGAUGGUGGUAGUUGGAAGAAACAUUCCUGUAACAUUAAUAGAUAUGGACAAGGCUCUCUUAUAUUUUAUCCAUGUAAUGGAUCACAUUGCUGUGAAGGAAUAUGUGUUAGUAUAUUUUCACACACUGACCAGCGAAUACAAUCACCUGGACUCUGACUUCCUGAAGAAACUCUAUGAUGUUGUCGAUGUCAAGUACAAGAGGAAUUUGAAGGCUGUUUAUUUUGUUCAUCCAACAUUUCGUUCAAAGGUAUCAACAUGGUUUUUUACCACCUUUUCUGUCUCAGGCCUGAAGGACAAAAUCCACCAUGUGGACAGCCUCCACCAGCUAUUUUCUGCCAUCUCGCCAGAACAGAUCGACUUUCCUCCUUUUGUCCUUGAAUAUGAUGCCAGGGAAAAUGGGCCUUAUUAUACAUCUUAUCCCCCAUCACCAGAUUUGUGACCUGCUGUCUUUCCGUGCUCCUGGUUUCUAAGGACGCCACUUUCUCCACAGAUCACUACCUAUUGAAGGGAUAUUCAUUUUUGCUGUACAGAUCCAGAGAGCCUUUUGUCCCCACCUCUCUGGUAUUUUUUUAUUGACUGUAUAUUUUCUGGCACAUAAGCACUCUGAAAAUGGUAGGCCAUUCCGAACUGUACACUUAUUUUAAAUUUGUAUAUUUGUAUCAAAUGAAAAUGUUCACUUUUCGAGGGUCCUUAAUAGAAAUGGGGGAGCAAUUUUUGAGUAUCUUCAGUUUCCUGAAAGGACACUGGAUUCUCCAUUAGACAAGCCACAGUGUUGUCCACAUCAUCUCUUUAACCUUGCACGCUUUCUUUGUGUACUCAAGUGUUUCUGAAAAUAUAUAGAACCACCGUACGCUGACCCGAUGCAUUGUUUGCUUCAGAUCCUGGCAUCACAUCUUAUACAGACCAUUUGGUUAUGUUAAAAGAGAAUUGUCUGGGAUCAAGGAUAUAGAGAUGUCACACACAUCAAAUUAGCGAAAUAGGGGUCUCGGACUUUUACUGCACCAGUUAAGACUUAAGAUUUCAGGACUGACCUUCCUUGUAUUAAAUGAUUCGUUCAGAUUGUCACUGGUCUAGUCUCCACAGUAGGGGAAACAAGAAGACUGUAUCUUGAGCCUUUUUGCUAUAAUUCUAGGUGAUUUGGUCUCCUCAUUCGACAGGAGUGCACACAUUAGAAGCCUUCAGUGGAGGGCAACUGCUAAAGACUCUCUCAGUGAGCUUAGAGAGCUGCUUUCCCAGAGGCAUGAAUGAUGGGAGGGCAUCCUUGCGGUGUGUCUCAAGGCAACGCAGAGUUGCCUACCCCAAGAUGAAAGAAGUGUGUUUCAGUGAACAAAAUUCCAGACUCCUUUUUGCCACUCAGGCUUUGUUUGUGCCUUAACUUGCUAAUGAAUAAAAUUAGCAUUAUGCGACCUAUCUCACAGAGCUAUCCUGAGGGUAGCCCUUAGGAAGGGUUUUGAUGACCUUGGAUGAAAAGUGCUAGGACUAGAGUUUGUGUGAUGGGGUGUCUUCAUUUAGCCUUUAAAUGAUAAGAAAUACACUUGAAGGAGUGUUGCAGGGCACUCCUCUUGUCCUUGGCACCUCUUGAGUGAUUUCCCUUUUCUGGGGACAAGAGCUGUUAGUGCAAAAUCCCAACUGUUAGGACGUCCUUCCUACGCUUGGUCCAGAAUUUCUUCUGGCCUACUCCUCCUCCAGUGCUACACUUUAACGAGAGGCAGCUGUUAGCCCUUUUAAACAUUACUUCUUGCAUGAAGGUCAAACCAUUAUCAUUUCCAUCUGGGUGUCUUCAUAUUCCUUUUGAUUCUUCCGUUAACCGCCCAUCCCCCUCACCCUGUCAUGUAUACUGGCAGUUCAGAGAAGAAAAGGUAGAACUCUCCUGUCCCAGUGUGCUCAGGAUUGACGCUUCCAAGGAUCCCAUUCUUGUAUUGAAAUUAAUUCUUCAGCGGGGCGAUAAACAUUUUUCUUGAUUUGGUAGGGAGAUCCACCUGUAGUUGUGUUAACCCCAUCCUCUAUUUUCCCACAUAAACAAAAAGGGGCUUUACGUUUCUUAGAUAAGCAGUCUUAUCUUUCGCAUGUAAUGGACACAUUUGCUUUGUGCCCAGAAGUAAUACCACUUGUUCCUUACAUAUGCUUAUUUGUUAAGGACUUCCUAUUAUGUUCCCUAGGUCAUCAGGUCUAGACAGCCAGUCAAAUGUUUGAUAUUAAGCUUCCUCUCAAAACAUUCCUCCUUAACCCCUUGAGCCUUAACCUUUAAAAAAAAUCUGAAAAAAUUAACCUCAUCCUCUCCAGUCAACUGUGAGUUCAUAUUUGAGGUAUCCUUUCACUGGGAACAGUUGUAAAAACAUGCCAGCUUUUCUUUGUUAAAGGUGGACCUGGCUACCUUCAGUUGGCAUCUGGCCUGAAUCAUUUCCUCUAUAAAUAAUAGAGCAUUCAGGCUACUUUGCUAUUUGAAAAGAAGCAAAUUUGUAUGUAUAAUUUCUUAUAUAUAGGCCAUAACGUUGAAAGGAUGGCUUCUUGCUAUCUUGACACUAGUGUAUUAACAAUGAGUAACGUAAGCAAGAAUGUUUCAUUGAUGUCCUAGGGUAAAGGUUACAUGGGACUGUAUACAUAUCAACUGCAUUUGGUAGUUUGAUGGUCACAAAAGAUGAUGUUGCUCUUCUCAAUGAAACUGAAUUUGAUACGGGACCAAGUUCAGGCUUUUAGAGCUGUCUGAAGUAUUAUGUAAUGGAGUUGUUUCAACAUACUAAAUCCUAGGCGGGGAACAUAAUGACCUUGAUAUUGAAAUGAAAAAGUAACGUUCAGUAUACAUCUGCCUUUUUCCAAAGGUUAGAUCGCCUAGGUAACACACCACUUUUAAGGACACGUUAGAGGAUAAAGGGAUAAAGAGGACCAUGAGCAUCUGAUGUUAAUUCAAGGCACCAGCAAGCCCUUAAUUUUAUUGAACUUUGGUCAGGCCAAAUGCUAGUUGGAUUGAGGCAGAAACAACUUAUAAAAUAUUAAGUUAAUUCAUGAAUCAGUUCGUAAAAGGCAUCCUAUGAUUUUUAAAACAAGUUUGUUACUUGCUUCAGCAUAUAUUUGGAUUCUUACCUAUGUUCAUUCUUAACUCAUCUAUGUCUUUAUUUCUUGACAGCAAAAAUGACUUCUUAGAAAAAGAACUCAGUCUUGGAGUUCCCAUCAUGUCUCAGCAGUAACGAACCCGACUAGUAUCCACGAGGAUGUGGGUCCCACCCCUGGCCUCGCUCAGUGGUUAAGGAUCAGGUGUUGCCAUGAGCUGUGGUAUAUAGGUCGCAGAUGCAGCCCGGAUCCCGGAUCCCACGUUGCUGUGCCUGAGGCAUAGGCCAGCAGCUACAGUUGCAGUUUGACCUAGCCUGGAGCUUCCAUAUGCCUGAGGUGCGGCCCUAAAAACAAAACAAAACAAAACCUCAGUAUUUAUUAGACUCUUGAGGCUUAGAGACCAAGCGGUUCAUGUUUUAAAGAUUUUCUUUUCUUUAAUAUAUAUCUUAUGUCAUUGGCUGGUGCUUUUUUAUAUUUAUUUUUUCCAAAGGUAAUCCGUCUACAUUAGUUUGAAACUGAUUAACAGAGGAUUUUUAGAGGAUUUUUAGUAGGAUAAAUGGGUGUAGAUUUUUAAUCAAAUAUCUGAAGUUUAAAAUGAUUAAAAUAUCUUCCAUUUCUAGAGAGGGAUGAGUAUAAUCAUCCUAAAAUAUCUGAAUAAUCAUCCCUCUCUAGAGGGAUGUAGUAGAAGAACAUGGCUUACCUCUUUCUUCCUCUCCUCAGUUUGCUUAGAUAUUUUUUAGUCAAUUCAAACUGUAGGUAAUGGUUUCAUCUUUUCUUUGCUGCAGUUAAUAGGAAAGCAAGAAAAUGUAGUUUCAGUAUAAGCAAAAAAUCACUCUUUGUGUUUCCCUUGAUACAUUGCCUGUGUAUCUAUGUAUAUAGAGUUUAAGUUGCUUAAUAUAUGGACAUAAAUUAUUGAAAUUUGAAGUGCAGAAAGAGAAGACUUGUAUGAUUCUAGGAACAGGGAUUGAUUGUAUUAAGAACGAAAGGACUACCAGGUAGCAUGUAAACCCCCUUUGAAACUGGAGUUAGCCAGUGAGUUUCAGAUUGUGGUUCUCUUAAAUUACGGUCAUUGUAAUCCACAUGCACUGGAAUAUUUCACCUGUACGGGUGCUGAUAUACCUCGUGGUAUAGGAUGGACUCUUGGUUUGUGAUCGCCUGAGACCCUGAAGGGUCAAGGUGGGUUCUACCUGUAAUCUAGGUCAUAUCCUAAACCCAGAGAUUCUAAGGGUUGCCUUAUAGGGAUUAUAAUAUGGCUUAUAUGACCCAGAUGUAGAGAACAGAGAGCAAUAAAAAGCCUAGCUUAAGCUUUGAUUCUACCAAAAUAGUCUUUGAGCCAGUGGUAUCAAGGUCAUUUUAGAUGUGAGUGGCUCUCUUCAGUAUUAGUUGUUAUCUUUGUUUUCUGUGCUUCCAAGAACAGUUAUCUUUCAAUCUUUUUAAAUACAGCAUGACUUAAAUGUAUAGGGUCUCUGGAAGUUCCCUUUGUGACGCAGCAGCAACGAAUCCGACUAGGAACUAUGAGGUUGCGGGUUCGAUCCCUGGGCUCGCUCAGUGGGUUAAGGAUCCGGCAUUGCUGUGAGCUGUGGUGUAGGUUGCAGAUGCGGCUCAGAUCUAGGUGUUGCUGUGGCCCUGGCGUAGGCCAGCAGCUUUAGCUCUGACUAGACCCCUAUCCUGGGAACUUCCAUAUGCCAUGGGUGCAGCCCUAGAAAGACAAAAGACCAAAAAAAAAAAAACGUAUAGGGUCUCUGAGUUCAAGAAAAGCAUAGAUAUUCUCUAGGUGAAUUAUACUAACAAAAUCAUAUCUGCUGAAUGUGAUCUAAUAUUUUUGUUGAACAGUUAAAACUAAUACAUUUUGCAUAUACAGUCUUACUUUUUUUUUUGGUAAUGUUGUUUUGUUAGUGUAAGCACAUAGUCAUCAUAAACUGAGCCAAGACUUUGUCAAACCAGAUGUUGUGGACCAAAAUAUUUAAAUAAGAGCUUAACAUAUGUAAAUGAUUUUAAUUGCUGUUGGGCAAAGGAGACCUAACAAUGUUUUGAUUGAUUUGAUCUUAAAAUUUGUUCAAAAUUCAGAAAGCUUUUAUGAAUGUUUUGUACUUAAAAAUAUAUUUUGUUCUUUAUGAAUUAGAAGUUAGACCCUUUUUAAAGAGAGUCCACCUCUAUGCAAAUACAGCCAUUAAGAAUUGGGUGAUAAAUGGCAAUUUUUAAAUUGAACCUCAGCCAAGUACAGUCUUUUUUGGCCAAUUACACCUGACAUUUCUCUAAUCAUCAAAAUUAGCCUACAGAGGAGUUCCCGUCGUGGUGCAGAAGAAAGGAAUCUGACUAGGAACCGUGAGGUUGCACGUUCGAUUACUGGCCUCACUCAGUGGGUUUAGGAUCUGGCGUUGCCGUGAGCUGUAGUGUAAGUUGCAGACGUGGCUCGGAUCUGGGGUUGCUGUGGCUGUGGGGUAGGCUGGUGGCUAUAGCUCCAAUUUGACCCCUAGCCUAGGAACCUCCAUCUGCCACUGGUGCAGCCUAGAAAAGACAAAAAGACAAAAAAAAAAAAAUUAGCCUACAGAGCAGUACAAAAUGUGAUGAAUUUUAUUGUCAGCCUUCUCUAUGGAGACCUAGACUAGUACUUCUCAGACUUUAAUGUGCAUAUAUUAAACAGCUGGGAAUAUGUUGAAAUGCAGAUUCUGAUACAGUAGGUUGGGGACAGCCUGAGAUUCUAGUGUCUAAAAAGUUCUUAGGUGAUAUCAGUGCUCCAGGUCCCAAGACCACACUCCAAGUAAAAGCACCUAGACUAUAUCUAGCUUCCAUAUUUCCCCUGUUUCUGGUAAAGGAGACAGCACUAUCAUUGUAAUUCCUUCUGUGGGCCGGACACUCACACAUUCCUUAUCUCAUUUAAUCUUCUUACAAAGCCUGUGAGGUAGGUGGUGGUAAAGUUUAAGUGAUCUGCUAAAACCCAAACACACAAGCAAUGUGGAAUAGCGCAGUGUUUCUCAGACUUGAAUAAUGCACAUCCGCUUUUAAUAAGGAGAAAUUCUUUUAGCGCCUUAGUUUUUACUUUAUUUUGUUAUAAUGGUAUCUAGGUUUAUAUAUUAUAUAUGAAUGCCUUAUGUUUUUAGCUCUUGCACAAAUAUAAAACCAAAAGUGUACAGAUUAGACACAAGCAACACUAAAACGAAUACAACUUAAAAUAACGUUAACGAAAUAUGGUGGAUGAUGAUGUUUUGCCAAAGUGAAACUGUCCCUCGUAUUUUAUUAUGGUGUGAGUACCAGAGUGCAGGUUCUUUCGUGUUCCGCAUACACCUAUGACCAUGGGCUAGGAGGUGACUCAGUUCUUCCACUCUUUUUCUCCAUUCACACUAUUACUUUCCUUUGUUUAACACAUAAUGAUGUUAUUUGGUUGUCCUCUAGCUUGAAUGCAUCGUUUUCCUAUUAAGUCAGCCUCUGUUCUCCAUAAGCCUUACACAACUAAAGCAGAAGCUGGCUUAACAUGCAAGUAAAGACAUGUACAAACCUAGGCAUUGAAACAUUCUGGCUACAUUUGGUGUUAAGGCAGUUAUCCGGAUCAUCCAGAACAUGAAUAUUAAUUAUUUUUAAAAUGUUCAUCAACAUGAAAAAAUGUCUAAUUCUUAUAGUAAACUCAUGGAUCUCCCACUCCACAAAGACGCAUAAUUCCUCUCUUUCUCUCUCUCCCUCUCCACUGCACUCUCUCUCUCUCUCCAGCCCCCCCAACAAUAUUUUUCACUGUGAUUAACAAAAUUGGUUCUUGGGCUUCUGAUGUACCUGGGUUCAGACCCUGGGCACGUUUCUCAACAUUUUCUGAACCUUAGUGUUUUCAUGUAUUAAACAGGGAUAGUAAUACUCAUUGAAUAAUUAAGAGACAUAAAUGCAAUCAUGAUCAUAAAGCAUGCGUAGUGUUUAGAAAUAGUAGCUAUCAUUGCUUUGAUUAGAAGUAAUAAUAACUGACAUUUGAGAACAUACCCUGUGCCUUCAACUUUGCUAAACUCGUUGUAUGUGUUAUCUUAUGUAUUGACUUGUAGGAUUGGGGUUCAAAUCCAAGUCUGACUCCAAAGCUCAUGCUCUUAUAAAAAAGAAUCUAAUAUAGACCGUCAAUGUAAGUUGCUUAUUUUAAAAGUUAUUUAAUGUUAAAUUUGUAUUAUAAAAUUAAUAAUGUCUCCCUGAAGGGAAAUAACUAAGUUUCCUUUUAAUGAUUGGGAGUGUGCUAAUAAUCAAGUUGACGUAGAUUACAGGUAAAUUUCUUUUAAAAUCUGUCAUGCUAGGCUGUGGUCCAGUGAAAGAAUAUUAGGAUCAUUAGUCUCAACUUGUGCAUUUAAGAUUCAUAACUAAUGGUAACAUGAGAUUCUCCCUGAGUCUUUUUUUUUUCUUUUUUUUUUUUUUUUGGCAGAAAAAUAAUUUUCCCCCACCAGUAUUAUCAUAAUAUUUCUUGAUGGUCUGAAGAAUAAUACACAGACAUCUUAGUUUUCACCUGUAAAAUAUAUUUUUUAAAAUUGUUCUGGGAGUUCCCGUCGUGGCUCAGUGGAAACAAAUCUGACUAGUAUCCAUGAGGAUGCAGAUUCGAUCCCUGGCCUUGCUUCGUGGGUUAAGGAUCCGGUGUUGCCAUGAGCUGUAAUGUAGGUGGCAGACGUGGCUUGGAUCCCACGUUGCUGUGGCUGUGGCGUAGCCCAGCAGCUCUGACUAGACCGCUACCUGGGAAUUGCCAUAUGCUGCGCAUUUGGCCCUAAAAAAGAAAGAAAAAAAAACCAAACUGUUGUUCAAAAAAACGAAAAACAAAAAUUGUUCUAACUCUCCUUUUAAAUAGUUUCUAUAUUCUCGCUUUUCCUAGUUUUCUAUUUUAAAAAAUCUGAAGUUUUGAAAAAUGAACACGCAUACCUGGAGGCUGGCCUUUUUUUGUUUUGCUUUUUUAUCUAAUUGGGUGAAGGGAGAAAAUACCAGAAGACAGUUGUAAGAACUCAUUUAUUAACAAAGAUAGUAUGUAUCAAAUUAAACGUCUUUCCCUACUUACCAAAAUAUUUGCAGAAAUUACCAGGGACACAUUAAAUGUGAGGCUGUCAUUGAAUUUUAUUAAAAUUUGUUGUAAAAAUACUUCCCUUUAUGCCAUAUGUAUAUAAUAUAUAUGCCAGAUAAUAAUCUAUGUUGUGGAAAUUUUUGAUUGUUUCCAAUCCAGCCUCUUUUCCCCCAUCAGCAUAAUCUUUAAGCUCAGUGAAGCCAUGCCUUUCCGUACAUGUGCAUUAUCAAGACAGAAGCUGCGUUUUCUGUGUUACUUCCCUGCCGCAUCCUGUAUCGCAGCAUAAGGAAAUUGUUCUGGCUUCACAUUAUAGGUACAGCCCAGGUCUACUUGAUUUUCUCCAUUUUAGCGAUCUGCUGUUUGAUUUGGGUUGUGAGCUCUACUUCAGUUCAAGUUAAUUUCCUCUUUCUCUUAUUAAUGUUAAGACUGGUUGACUUAACUUUUCUCUUUUUUGCUUCUUUAAAAAUCCAAAUGUACUCUUUGUAAGUAUGUAUGUAAAGCCUCUGACAGUUAUGUCUUCCAGUUCAGACGUGUCUGGCAUUUUCAUCUUGAAAUGCUAAUUAUAAAUGAUAACGUCCUUGCUAUUUUAAACAUUUUAGGUGAAUUAUAUUUUCUAAGAAUCUUUUUUCCUAUAGUAAAGUAGGUGUUAAAAUUUAUUGUGAAAGAGGCAUUGUUCUUAAACAGUGGAGAACCACAGAACCCUCUUAUUUUACUGAUGAAGAAAUGGAGGCCCAGGCAGGUUAAGGCAGGUUGGACUCAGAGCCAGAUCAUGAGGAUUGUAGGUAGUUUGAGGAGCACCUUGCCAGCUAGAGCUAGAGCUCUUUGAUUUAACUAUGCGCAGCUACUUGAAUGUGACAUUCCCUCUUAUGUCCUCCAAAGUAGGGUUUUCUAAUCAUUUAUUUUUUAUUGACGUUGCCCUUGGCUCAGCCAAGUUCUAGGGGAAGACCAAGUUCAGGAGUUCAGCAGAGGUUAUCAGUCAUCAUUCAGGGACUGUGAAAAUACCUGGGGGUGGGAGGUGGAUUUAAUUUGAAGUUAUAGGUUUGAGGUUUUUAGCUUUUUACCCAAUAAUCCAUUCACUCCCAUUCACUAUCCACCUCUUAAACAAAAAUUCCUCCUUUUAGCAAAGUUGAUCAAGAAAGCAGCCUACCUCUUUGGAAAUCAAAUAACACUGAGGAAAUGCUGAGCUGAAUGUGCUGAAUGUAUGCCACCCAGGAAACUACACAGACUUUGGCAGUGCUACCCAAUCAAGUGCCACAAUAAGCUCUAUGUUAAAAUUAUGGAGGCUCUUGCAGGAGAAACUGAAGUUUUACCUAUGAGCCCAUUUUUCUGACAUUUAGUUUUAUGGCACAAAAAUUCUCUCGGUUACGUGUUCCUGAAUCAGUGAGCAAGAGCACAAUACAGAGAAAUGUUCCACUUUUUCCACUCAUUCAGUGAACAGUUACUAAGGAUCCAUACGUUAAAGGAAUGCUGGCCGCUGUAACAAAUACACUGAAAGCACAUAAUGGCUUAAACACAAUAGAAAUUUAUUUAUUGCGUAAAGUCUGAGCAGAUUGCUGGUGAGCAAGCAGCUCUUCUCCAAGUCCUGAUGCAGAGACCUAAACUCCUUCAAUUCUGUGGCUCCAUCUUCUUCAACAUGUAGCUCUCAAAGGAUCCACGCUUUUCUAGUUGAAUCUGGCAGAUGGGAAAGAACCCAGAGGACUUGCCCACAAGGUUUUUUUAUGCCAGACCUGAAGGUGGCACGUGUCACUUCCAGUCAUAUUCCACUGUUUAGAAGUCGGUCAUGGGCUCCACCUAACUGCAACGUCAGGAGGUAAGGAAUGGGGUCUAACUGUGGGUCCAGGAUAGGAAUUUGGUGCUGCUCAGCUUUCUCCAGUAAUCCAGGCAGUCUAUUCUGUGCUGGAAAAAAAUAAGCCAUGAAAAAUAUAUUCCAGCCAAGUAGAAAUAAAUUACUCUGUAAUGAAAGAAAUGCUCCCCUAGAGAGAUGUCAAGUGUCAGAGAAGGGCAUUGGCACAUGAUCACAACUUUGCCUGGAACAAAACCCCAUGGCAUAGCUCGGGACCGCUCUCAAUCGAAGCCCUGUCACCAGAUGUGCACAUGCUCUGGAGCAGACAGACUAGGCGGGCAUCCAGAUGCUGUUUAUUGAACUUAUCUUACUACUUAAAGUCUGUGAAUCAAGAGUAUUGUCCUGUUAGCAAUGCCGGUUUGCAGGCCUCACCCCAGAGCUACAGCAUCUCACUCAGCAUUUUAUCAAGCUUCCCCCAGGUGAUCUACGUCCACAUGAAGGUUUGAGUCACUGUUGUAAUCCUGGCUCCAAAUGAUUGUGAUUAUUUGUAUGAUUUUAGCCAGAUUACUCACUCUGUCCCUUCACCUCUUCAUCUGUACGAUGGGGGUGAGGGUAUCUCCAGAGAUAACGUCCACAGAGUUAAAUAACACCUGACACUUAGCAAGUAAUGGAUAUUUUCUCACACUAAGGGUUUAUUUUAAAAAUAACUAAAAGGAGAUACAGCUCUUUGAGCUGUAACCAUUGAACUCAUCCUCUUUCAGUCCUUCUUUAGUCACACUGAGGACUUUAGCCCUUUGAAAUGGUGAGAGGGUUUUUAAUUCAUAUAGUCUAGUGUUCCUUAGAAAUGAGUAAGCCCAGAAAAAUAAACAUUUCCAGAGUCAACAAGUAGUGUUUGUCCUAGUAAGCCCUCAUAUAGACAGCAGCCAUGAUUUUAAUCUAUGAACUAUCAGGCUACAAACUUUAUACACAGAAAUGAUCCACUAACCUGCUGACCUUGAGAGACACUAACUUCUUAAAGACUUUAGUCAUAACAUCUAUAGUUAGCUUAGAUUAAUUGAAAUAGGAGAAACCAGAUAUUUGUAGGUCAAAUAAUUUUGUUCAACCAGAAAAUAACUUGGAUUUCAACCUUUCAGGAAUGUGUUUUAGUAGUAUAAUCUUAAUGCCUCAUUUAGUAAGUAUAAUAUAUGCACAUUGAAGUUAGUUUUUGGCUUUAUGUAGUAACUUAGAAACGUAUCUAGAUCUUUCAGUGCCUUGAGUUUAUCUGUUUAAUACUGUUUCUCUUAAUCCUACGUGGCUAGUAUAGAAAGUUAUCAGAGAUAAGGCUAAUUACGUACUGCCCUAAGAACACCAUCUUGGACUUAAAAGCAUCUUUCAAGUCACUUCCUAAUAUCAGCUUAUGUGACUUUCUUUCUCUUAAAUUAUAAUCUUAGAAUUCCAGUUUAAUUAAGGUAUGUUUAUUGUUGUUAUAGGUGGUUUACCUUAUGCUCACCAAAUUUUUUUAAGUUGAAAAAUAAAUUGGACAACCUUAAUGAUUAUGGCCUUCAUUCCAGGAAAGGAGCAAGCCAAAACCACUCACAUUUUAGUUCAAAUAGGAACAUUUAAGCCUAAAUUUGUAUACAGUCCUAUGCAUUUAGAGCUGGCUUCCCAAUUCAUAGAAAAAAAAAUCACCCUAACAUUUGCCAGGCGAAGUCCAGCAUGUUGCAUGUUGUUUGCUUUUUACAGCACUUAGUACAAGGCCAGAACUAAGAAGUGCUAAUACUUUCUUCUUGAAUCCUUUUUGUUGAUCUGUUGUCCUAGCAAAUCCAACUUUGAACCUCAUAUAACUCACAUAGGAGUUACACAAGAAACGGGAAAAAGGCAGGAAUCUCAUUUUUUAGUCUCAGUAGUAAAAUGGCACAGUGUUAGAACACUCUGGGGGAGGGGCGGUUGCUUGUUCUGCUUUUAUGUUUAUAAUUUAUUGUAACAUGUACCAAAAUCAAAUUAUACUAGAAUCCUCCAUUAUAUCCUUUUUGAGUAUAAAGACUUCUAUUUCUAUUCUAA
Molecule: messenger RNA, 13157 nt
Organism: Sus scrofa (pig)
Lineage: Eukaryota; Metazoa; Chordata; Mammalia; Artiodactyla; Suidae
Source: RefSeq, a predicted model, not a curated record